AUGCGUGUCAUUACUCUUCUCGCCGACUGCCUUCUCUGGCUUGCGCCUCGGACUUUCAUUCGACUCGCUCCUGAAUCAUGGCUUAUCAGUCUUUGUCACCGCACCAAGAAGGAGAAAUGGCUCGGUAAUUUCCAGCUAGGGGACCGGGUGAUACGACUCCCAGGCAACGUUGCAGUCAAAUACGGAGCUGGAGUGUUACCCGGCGAGGCAGCGACGCAACAUUAUGCCUACCAGCAUGUCGACCCCGAUAUUGUUCGAGUUCCGCAGGUUUACCGUUACUUUCAGGACCGGUCCAGUCCAGCGUGGCCGACGGGCUACCUGUUCAUGGAAUAUAUACCGGGGCAGAACCUGAAAGAGCUAAUUAACCUUGAUGCCAAUGAUAAAAUUACGAAACGCGUGACAAGAAUCAUCUCGCACCUCGGAGAGAUAAAAGGCGGUACUGUUCCUGGUCCAGUUGGCGGCGGGGUGCCUUAUGGCUAUCUGUGGGGGGAUGACGGCGCCAAAACGGAGUUCUCUUCUCUUGUAGAUGUGAAUGCAUGGAUUAAUCGGCGCAUUGAACUGCUGGAGAAGACUGUCGAUCUUACGGCGUAUCCGCUUGUCCUCUGUCAUAUGGAUCUCUGCCGCCGCAACAUUAUAUUGAUGGAGGAUAAGUCGAUAUGUCUUCUCGACUGGGGAAGACGAGUUGCGCUGUACCGAUUUGAUUAUCAGGGCGCGCUCUGCAAACCUGAAAUGGACCUUGUUAUGAUUCGCCGUGCUUUCCACAUUCCUGCCCCUAGUCUCUAG
Molecule: messenger RNA, 783 nt
Organism: Arthroderma uncinatum
Lineage: Eukaryota; Fungi; Ascomycota; Eurotiomycetes; Onygenales; Arthrodermataceae
Exons: 3
Coding region: 1-783 (260 amino acids)
Source: RefSeq, a predicted model, not a curated record